Eriocheir sinensis (Chinese mitten crab) is the source of this 3258-nucleotide messenger RNA. Its product is annotated as isovaleryl-CoA dehydrogenase, mitochondrial-like. Gene Ontology annotation, biological process: L-leucine catabolic process. The transcript has 9 exons. The record is from RefSeq and is a predicted model, not a curated record. Bases 166 to 1440 code for a protein of 424 amino acids. Lineage: Eukaryota; Metazoa; Arthropoda; Malacostraca; Decapoda; Varunidae. Gene Ontology annotation, cellular component: mitochondrion. Gene Ontology annotation, molecular function: flavin adenine dinucleotide binding; 3-methylbutanoyl-CoA dehydrogenase activity.
CUGCAGCAGGCGCCAGCCCAGCAGACGACGGCCCAGUGUUUACCUGCCGCCGCCUGUGCCUGCUGUGCCUGCCGAUCGCUGCCUGCCCCCGCCCCUCGUGCCGAUAAGCCAGCAAGCACUCACCCGUCUCACCGACUAUAAUUAUACAAGUGCGUGGCUUCCAAGAUGAUGGCGACGGGGCUGACCAGACAAGUGGGCAGGUUCCUGAGGCGGUGCCCCCAGGUGGCGGGUGCCGCCAGCCAGGUGCGGCACCACGGCUCCCACUACCCCAUAGACGACGUGGUGUUCGGCCUGACGGAGGAGCAGCAGCAGCUGAGGAAGAGUGUAUUUGACUUCUUUCAAAAGGAGCUUGCACCCAAAGCUGCCCAGAUUGACAAGGAUAAUAACUUCCCAGAGCUAAGAGAGUUUUGGCUUAAGUUGGGUGCCAUGGGUCUGCUGGGUGUCACUGCCAGCCCAGAGUAUGGUGGCGCAGGCAUGGGCUACCUUGACCACAUCAUUGUGUCUGAGGAGAUGAGCCGUGUUUCAGCCGGCAUUGCACUGUCCUAUGGCGCCCACUCCAACCUCUGUGUCAACCAGAUCAACUUGAACGGCACAGUUGAGCAGAAAGAAAAAUACAUGCCAAAGCUUUGCUCAGGUGAACACAUGGGGGCCCUAGCCAUGUCAGAGCCGGGGUCAGGCAGUGAUGUGGUCAGUAUGAAGUUGAAGGCGGAGAAGAAGGGUGAUUAUUAUGUCCUCAAUGGUAACAAGUUCUGGAUCACCAAUGGACCGGAUGCUGAUGUCCUUGUGGUGUAUGCCAAGACAGACAUGACCACAGCCAAGCCCCAGCAUGGAGUGUCAGCCUUCCUCAUUGAGAAGACUUUUGAAGGCUUCAGCACUGGCCAGAAGCUGGAUAAGCUGGGUAUCAGAGGCUCCAACACUGGUGAACUCAUCUUUGAAGAUUGCAAAGUCCCAGCAAAGAACAUGCUUGGGAAGGAGAAUGGUGGAAUCUAUGUGUUGUUCUCCGGUCUUGACCUGGAGAGGCUGCUGCUUGCCUCUCAGCCUGUUGGCCUGAUGCAGGCUGCCUGUGACGUUGCCUUUGAAUAUGUUCACAUGCGGAAGCAGUUCAACACCAGAAUCGGGGAGUUUCAGCUGAUGCAGGGCAAGAUUGCUGAUAUGUACACCACCCUGAGUGUUUGCCGCUCCUACUUGUACUCAGUGGCACGAGCCUGUGACCUGGGGCACGUCAACAGGAAAGACUGUGCUGGGGUCAUUCUGUAUGCUGCUGAGAAGGCAACACAAGUUUGUCUGGAGGCCAUCCAGUGUUUGGGAGGUAAUGGCUACAUCAACGACUACCCAACCGGCCGCUUCCUCAGGGAUGCCAAGCUCUACGAGAUUGGGGCUGGCACCAGUGAAAUCAGGCGCCUGGUAAUUGGUCGAGCCCUCAACGCAGAGUACAGGUAAUUAGUCAGUGUGCUGCUGCCCCAAUGGGUGUUGAGACAUGGGACUUUUGUUGCAAUCAGGAUCCUAAACAGGUAUUAGAGGUGUUGCCGUAGCGUAGCAUGUGAUAUUCUUUGUCUGUAUUCCUUUUGAUUGCAUUGGUGGAGAGAGGAGUAUUUCCCAUUAGUCAAGAAAGAAUCAUAGGUUAAUCUAUGUUGUCUUACCAGUAAAAUUUUGGCUUUAUUCACUAAAAAAGAAAAGAAAACUUGCCUCUGUUUGGUAAGCCUCGGGUAUAUUUUGAGUGACUGAAGAGACUCAGUGAAACACUCACCACAAUUUUGUGUGCACUACUCGCCAUCAUGAUGGAUGGAAGAAAAAAGUCAAAUCCUGAACAUAAGGGAGUACGUGCACUUGGUUGUGCUCCUAUGUUGAGGGAGCUUCCUUCUGGUGUAAAUUUUAUUGUUGUGACAUAAAUGAUCCAAAUAGAGUGAACUCAUUCAUUAAACUAUUUAUUAGAAAAGUUGUCUUAAUUCUGUUCAAGUAAGUCUAGCUUGUUACCUGGGAAAAGUUGACAAACACUUGGUGAAAUAGUUAGUUAUGCAAAUUGUGAUUACUUUUUUGACAAAUUUGUGAUACAUAGUUUAAGUUGUGAGCCUUCCCAAAUUGUUGUCACAACAUUGUCAUACCUUGAUGUCGUGAUGUCUUAAAUAGGUUUUUCAUGUUGAUUGGUGAUGGCGGUUCUUUUUUUUUUUCAAGAACUUGAAUAAAAAAAAUCAGUAUUAUGAACAUUACAGUCAAAACUCAAAAUCUGGAGCACCAACUUUAGCACAAUACUUAAUUAUGAGUAGUCAGUGAUGAUUUAAAUCAAUUUUCUAACAGACUGUUUAUAUAAUAGUAUUGGCAUCCUACUUUUCAAGUAGUAUUUUGUAGCCUAAAAAACAAAGUUUUGAAGAGACUGCAAAACUGGUUAGAAAGAGAAACUUGUUCAGGAGGUAGAUUCAUUCACUAAGUAUUUUCAUCAUGAUGAGUGCUAGAAGAGUUAGCUCUUUAGUAACAGUAAGAUCAGUAGAUCAGACAGUGGAAUAUGGCAAAUUGUAGUCUUUCAUACAUGCAGCUUACACUACUCUUAAUUGUGAGCAGAGUGAACAUAAAGGUUGUAGAUCACAUGAUAAUAAUAUAAAAGUAAUAGGAAUCCAUUGGACCAACCACACACAAAGUAAAAUAUUCAGAAAUGUGAGUGGUUCUGGCAGGUGUUCCGAGAUCCUGGCAGCUACUGUGCUGAUGUGUUGCAGAUAGUUUUGUUACAUUGGGUGCAUUUUUCUUCUCAACACUAGUUUAUUAGAUUACCGAAUUUUAUGAAAUUUUAUUUUUAUAGCAGAAUUUAGUAGAGACUAUAUGUUUGCAUCUCCUUCAAAUGCUGUUCUCAAGUAUUACUCUUUCACUACUCAUAUACUGAGUAAGUAACUGAGGAAACCACAUUUCCCUUAUAUAUGAUAUAUUACCAUUCUUAACAAUUCUUAAAAAAUGAAGGAACAGUUCCUUAGUUGUGUAAUUGUGUAAUAAUAAUUUUUUAUUCUAGAAGAAUUGCAUUUUAAAAUGUUUUGUUCAUUUUGGUUUGUGGUGUGCAACAUGAUAGAGCUGCACUGGACCAUAAACUAUAGUGCUAGAGCCUUACCUUUACAGGUAAAGGGGAAUAUAUAUAAUAGAAGACUGUACAAUAAUAUUAUUUUUGUAUUAGAGCAAGCAGUGUAAAUAUCACUAGAUACGAUAUUGUAUUAAUGUAUAUAAUUUAAGCGCAUAAAGGGGACUGUUGAUGUAAAUGUAAAUAAACAGCAUAUUCAU